Messenger RNA from Yamadazyma tenuis ATCC 10573, 1824 nucleotides. Lineage: Eukaryota; Fungi; Ascomycota; Pichiomycetes; Serinales; Debaryomycetaceae. The record is from RefSeq and is a predicted model, not a curated record.
AUAAAACAGCUGAGCAUUCACCUACACUGUAUAUCACUUUGAAAAUGACUGUUAGAAUUCCCUUAGAAUUGCCCGCAGCCUCCACAGGCCACUCAGCUCCCUAUCCGCUAGUCAAGGGUUUGGACUAUGAGUACCCAAUUCCCGAAGGUGUUGUCGGAUCUGCAAAAGAGUUGACAGACAAAACGCCCAAGAUGUUUCAACCUCUCAAAGUUGGAAACAUGGUGCUUCCCAACCGAGUGGGAGUCUCCCCCAUGUGUCAAUAUACUGCCAGUAACAAUGAGGCCACCGAAUAUCAUAAAGUUCACUACGGUGCUUUGAGUAGCAGAGGUCCAGGGCUAGUGAUGCUUGAAGUCAACCUGGUAGCACCGCAUACCGGUGUUUCGGUGGUUGAUUUAGGUCUCUGGAACGACGUCCAGGCUGUCAAGCUCAAACCGAUUGUGGACUUUGCCCAUGCCAAUACCAGUAAGAUUGGUCUUCAAAUUGGCCAUGGUGGUAGAAAGGCCCAGGGUAAUCCGCCGUUUGAAUACUUGGAAAACUGGAACGACCCUAGAGCCAUUAAAGAGGAAGUGGUGGGUCCUUCUGCUGUUCCUUUCAGACCCAAAGGAAGGCUCCCUACUCCAACGCCCUUGACAGUGGAAGAAAUCAACACCAUUAUCAAACAGUUUGGAGCUGCUGCGAAGAGAGCUGUUGAGAUCUCGGGGUUCGACUUUGUUGAGAUCCAUGGAGCCCACGGAUACUUACUUGGUCUGUUCUUAUCUGCGCAUUCGAACAAGAGAACCGACAAGUAUGGUGGGUCUUUUGAGAAUAGAAUUAGAUUUUUGUUGGAAGUCAUUGACGAAGUCAGAGCCAAUGUUCCUAAGGGUUUCCCGGUGUUGUUGAGAAUUAGUGGUUCUGACCUUCACGACUCCAAUCCCGAUGCUUGGACUACGGCCGACUCGGUGAAGUUGGCACCAAUUGUCGCUGAUAGAGGUAUUGACUUGAUAGAUGUGUCUGCUGGUGCUAACGAUAGUGACGCCGAUAGACCCAAGGAUAAGUUCGGAAAGUUUUUGCCCAUUGCUGCUGCCGUGAAGAAGGCCGUUGGUGAUAAGUGUUUGGUCAGUAGUGUGGGUACUUUGCACGAUGCUAAGAAGGUCAAUCAAUUGCUUGAAGACGGCGUUAUUGACUUCGCGUUCGUGGGAUCUCCAUUUUUGAUUAACCCGGGUUUGGUGCUUAGUUGGGCUCAAGAAUUGGAUGUGAGCGUGUAUCAAAUUGCUUCUCACUGGCCAUUCCAUGCUAAAUAUGCUGAAAUGAUCGAGUACAUCAAAUCUACAAAGCUUUAGAAUUGGUAGGGAUUUAUAGAAUUAUAGAGUCAAAUAAGUUGUUUUAUUGGCGUUAGUCACCAGCGGUUCCUAACUGGAAGCAUGUCUGUGAGUUUUUGCUUUUUCGUCCUGUUGGAGGCUUAAUGCGCUUUUAGAAUUUGCAACCACAGUUGCGACAUGAAUUAUGGUGAAAUUAUAUAAAUUAGAGUUUGCAACCACAAUUGCGACAUGAAUUAUCGUGAAGUUAUAUAAAUUAAACAUCCACUUAAAGUAAAACUCAACUAAGAAUUAUGACCCAAUCAAAGAAACCGAACUUUAUAAUCAUUGUAGCCGACGACUUGGGGUUCACCGACACAUCUCCUUUUGGGGGGGAAAUAGAUACUCCAAACUUGAAACAAUUGGCUGAUAAUGGCUUAAGAUUUACCGAUUUCCAUACCGCUUCUGCUUGUUCUCCUACACGGUCAAUGUUAUUGUCUGGAACAGACAACCACAUCGCUGGGUUGGGUCAGAUGGCUGAGUAUACCAG